This is a messenger RNA of Didymosphaeria variabile, 1020 nucleotides long. RefSeq lists its product as uncharacterized. The coding region runs from base 1 to 1020 and encodes 339 amino acids. The transcript has a single exon. The record is from RefSeq and is a predicted model, not a curated record. Gene Ontology annotation, molecular function: hydrolase activity, hydrolyzing O-glycosyl compounds. Gene Ontology annotation, biological process: carbohydrate metabolic process. Lineage: Eukaryota; Fungi; Ascomycota; Dothideomycetes; Pleosporales; Didymosphaeriaceae.
AUGGCGGACAAACAACCUUUUGUAACGCAUCUCUACACAGCGGACCCAUCCGCACACGUCUUCAACGGCAAGCUCUACGUCUACCCGUCGCACGACCGCGAAACAGACAUCAAAAACAACGACAAUGGCGACCAAUAUGAUAUGAACGACUACCAUGUCUUCAGCAUGAGUGAGGUGGGUGGACCUGUCACAGACCAUGGCGUUGCGCUCAAAGCAGAGGAUGUCCCAUGGGUCUCAAGACAACUGUGGGCCCCUGAUGCGGCUGCAAAAAACGGCAAAUACUACCUUUACUUUCCUGCAAGAGAUAAAGAUGAUGUCUUCAGGAUUGGUGUUGCGGUGGGAGACAAGCCGGAAGGGCCUUUCAAAGCAGAGCCAGAACACAUCAAAGGCACAUUUAGUGUUGACCCGGCAGUCUUCGUCGAUGAUGACGGAGAGGCAUAUCUGUACUUUGGAGGUCUUUGGGGCGGGCAGCUACAAUGUUACGCCAAAGGGUCAUUCGACAAAUCGCAACUCGGGGCAAAUGAACCUUCGACUGGUAAUGCGUUGCACGCCAAGGUGGCCAAGCUGAGCGACGACAUGUUAUCGCUCGCCUCUCCAGUCUCCGACGUGGUCAUCCUGGAUCCCUCUACGUCCGAGCCCAUCCAUGCGGAGGACCAUGCUCGCCGCUUCUUUGAGGCGGCAUGGCUGCACAAGUACAAUGGCAAAUACUACUUCAGCUACUCCACCGGCGACACACAUUAUCUUGCCUACGCCAUUGGUGAUACCCCGCUCGGUCCUUUCACGUACGGGGGCCGGAUAUUGGAGCCAGUAGUUGGCUGGACGACGCAUCACAGCAUCGCGGAAUUCAAGGGCAAGUGGUACUUGUUCUACCACGAUAGCUCUCUGAGCGGUGGCGAGAACCACCUGAGAAGUGCAAAGAUCAGAGAGAUUGUGUAUGACGAGCAAGGCAAGAUUCAUUUGGCGGAGCCUCAGCCACAGAUCAAACCGCCGGCUGCGAGAUUGGAGGAAGAAGAUUCAUGA